This is a messenger RNA of Struthio camelus australis, 5937 nucleotides long. The record is from RefSeq and is a predicted model, not a curated record. NCBI's taxonomy places the organism in Eukaryota, Metazoa, Chordata, Aves, Struthioniformes, Struthionidae.
AGUCAAUGAUCACACCAAAAUAACUCCAUCCAUUUCUUCUCCUUUUCUAAUCCCCAAGGGCCCAGACCCCUUUCUUUCAACACCGUGCUGGAAAAGGGAGACACCAGCAUCAUUAAGCAGCACCCACCUCGGAGACCUCAAGUAAGACGAGUUUGAAAAGCUCCCCGCAGCAUCGCGCCAACUGACCCGUCCCCUUGACCCGUAGACACACGCCAUCAUGGCAGCCUGGCCACACGCCGCUAAAGCACCUCAGCAAGGAAGCAGAUGUCCUACAGCAACACAAAAGCUUGAACCUGUUGGCCUUCCACAAACAAUCACUGCUGAAAAGCUCCCAAGUCAGCAAGAGGCGGCAGCAACUCCACAAAUGAAGGCUCUGGAGAAGAGGGGGCAAACCCUGAAACACCUCCCUGGCAGACGGCAGCACUUACACAAGCUGCAGAUGCUGGACUUGAACCGCAGGCGCCGAGAGGCUGAGCUGAAGAGAAAUCUCCACAGGGAGGCAAAAAUCAAUAAACAAAAAAUCAAGGAAUUCAACCCAAAGAAAGUCCUUGGCAGUCUCCAGAGAAGCAACAGCUCUGAAAGCCAAGACCUCGUCCCUGCUGAGCACAAUCAGACUUUUAAUGGAGACUGUGCCCAUUACAGCAUGUCUGCAUGCUUCGUGGAGAAAACUGCUCUUUGGAGAAAGCCCACAUGCCACAUGUAAUUUCACUGAAAGGCCAAGAAAACAACCCCCAACACAGAGAAGGAGAAAUAACUGAAUUGAUUUUAAUGAGAAAGGAGAACUGCUAGUGGCUAAUGAGUCUGUGUCUGGAUUCUGCGUUUUUAAAAAAUGCCCCUGAGAACUUUUCUCAUAAACAUGGGAGUCAUCACGCGUGAUCUGGAAAUAUCGUGAGAGCUUUGCAUUUGAUGUUGAGGGUAUGCUGAAAAGGUCAAUGAUUUAAUGGGCUGGAACAAUUAAUCUGGCACUUAUCUAUACACCUGUCCUCUUAAUGAUUUGACAUAUCUCCCGUCUGUGUUCCCAUCUGUCAACAAUUAAGCUAUAAUUGGCGGAAAUGCAAUUUAUCUCAAAUAGAGUUGAUUAGUUUUCCAACAGUGAUGUUGUCAGUGCUUGGGAAGAAUGCUGCACACAGAGAAGAGUAUGUGGACCAGUCAGUCCAUAUCAUGUACUGCACAGAGAGGAGACUGUGAGCAUUAAUUUAUCAAAUUACAGUGCAUAAAAUGUGCUCUUACAGAGGCAAUAAAAACAGCAACCCUGCUUUCUACUUCUGGUGCUCAGAAUUGUUUGAUUAUGCUGCUUUCAAUUGUAUUAAUUCAUCAUAACCCGUAGAGAGGCAGAUGGCAACUCGUUCUCUUCUAAUGUUUUCUAACAUCCUUCCAGAGGCUGGAAAUGAAAAUGUUUUCUUUAUUACUAAAGGUGAAGCUUUGACUUUUCUACAAAUUAUGAAACAUAAAUGAUGGAAAAAAAAAAACCCAAUGCCUGUGCUGCAACUCGGCAAUGAAGAUUUUACAGAAAUGUUUGCCUUUGAACAGCUCCCAGUUUCAAAUGCUUAUUACUAUCUCAUCAUUUUAAGGGUGCAUCGUUAUAGUCAACUAUCUAGAGGAUGAAAUUUGCCACUCAGCGUAGCCUUCUACAACUGCAGUCUGUAGCACUGAUCACACACAGAUGUAAUGCAAUUCACAAGCAAUAGAAACCAGUGUCUCUCUUUCAGCUGAGCCCCUCUGCCUCAACCCCAAAAUCAAGAGUUUGCACCCACAGAGAGGCCAUAUUUGCAAGUUUAUAAAUCCCUCCAUCCAAUAGUUUUUUAGGAGGAGAGAUCGUUUAAGGGGUAGUCUUUGCAUUUCCUGAGAACCUCAUGUGCUGAAGUGCAGUUGUAACACGAGCAACGAGUACGCGUUCAUUUAGCAAAUAUCUUCUCUGGUCACAUCACAACUGGCUCAGAGAGAAAUGAUGCCAUACGGUAAUACAGAAAGUCAUUUUAAAAUCCGCUUUGUAAUUACCUGUUUUCCUAGUGCAAAUGACCAUCAAGUUAAAUCCAACACUUAUCAUCAGUGCCUGUGACCAAGAUACUUCAGGUGGUUCCUCUUUCACAUACAUGGGCUGGAACAGUGCUACAUCCCAUCUGGCAGGCACUGGUGCAGGAUGAAUUUUAAAGGAUAACGACUAGACCACAGGAGGAGGAAUUUUCUGGCGGUGCAGAACAACGCAUAGUCAGAGGAGCAAGAGUGGAGAGGGAAGAUUUCAGAGCGUGGAAGCAGAGUGGGAUUUGUCUGACCUAGUUCUAGCUUUAUAAAAGUUUUGAAGUUAAUACAAAGCAGUCAUCUGUUCUGUUUAUAGCUCAGAGUGUGACAGUGAAAGAAAAAGGAAGAGGCAUCUCCAAGGGAUGACAUUUUCCCCCUGUCUCAGGAUGGGAUGAAUGUCUUCUCUGGAGAGGAUACGCUAUCCGCACCAGCUGAAAAGGUGCUUCUCUGACUAGCUUACACCACACACCAGGCUUGGAGACAAGGUCAGACCAUCCCACCCUACAGGUUAAACGUGUCUCCAGAGGAGCCGUGGUGAGAAGGAGGAUGCUCAGCUUAGAUGUAGCACCUUCGGAAAAAUAACAUUGUCAUUUUUCACCAAAUCCCGAAGAACAGAGAUUUUAUUCAGUUUGUGACACGGCCACAAGUAUCAGCAAAUGGCAUAGCCCUGAAGUAAGGGUAGAUGUAGGUUGGUCGGAUUGCUGCCCUGAUGCACAAGGGCAUUUGAUCUUCCCAGUGAAAUGGUUGUAGGAUGUUUUAGCUGUUGUGUGCGCUACGGUCAGAGCAAUGCGAGUUCCUUCUCCUUUAGCUCAGGAUUAGCUGAACUAGUUUUGCUGAAGAGUUAAAACAAAAUGAUAAUGCUCAGUCUGAAGCAGACACCUGAGCUGGGCAAAGUCAGCACCAAUGGCUAAUGCUUGGCAAAGUUAUUAGCAAUUAAACCUGCAACUUAUAACUGGAAAUGUUGACGAACCUUACCUCUGUAUUCAAAAUAGCAGAACGUUGCUUCAGAGCAACGCCUGUGUUGCUACAACAGCUCUUCUACUGUUCCUGAGCUGAAAAAUGAUUUACUUACGCUUAUUCAAGAGAGGUGUUAAGUAAAUACAGUUGAACAAAGCUCAAAGCCACACAAAUUGGAUCUCAUCAAAUAGUCUGGAUUAAUGUGUUUAUCUCAUCUUCCCGGGCUCUGUCCCACCUGGUGCUCAGAAUAUUUGAACUCCCCAGGAACACAAGUUUUCAGCAUCAUGCAACAUCCUCCUGUUCCCCAAAACACACAUGCACAUCUGCGAAAGCAGAAAUACCAUCAUCAAAGGCACCAGGAUAUAGUCACUAACCUUAUUAAACCUUUUAUCGCCACUGACUCACUUGAAGGUGUGUGGCAGGCACCUGGGAUUGUUUCAAUCUGCUUACACAAAGCUGCAAGGGAAAAGAGCCCAGGAACAUCGACUUGAGCAGCUCCGUUUCAGCCUGAACAUGAAGAUUAAAGUAUUAUCAUCAGCUUGAAAAGUAUCAACCUUGGCAAGUUUUGGGUUGGCUAACUAGGUAACUUCGGAUCGUGUAGCAAUAGCACAGCCCUAAACCUGUCGGUUCCCAACGUUAGAAGCAGUGAUUAAACCAUCUCGGUCUCCAGCUUUCUUAAAAUAACUCCCAAGCAGGGCCAGACGACGGCGUGGAGGGCCAUAAAAUGAAUGGAGGGAGGCAGGAGCACACUGCCCAGUGUGCUGGGGCAGCUCUUGAGGAGUUUUUCUCCCCUUUCCCCAGCGGGGAUAUUGGGCAAGCAAAGCCAUUUGGGGUCUGUGGGCAAUUCCUGCUCCCAUUCCCAUGUUUCUCCCCCCACACACUUUUUCUCUUCCAGGCCUCUUCUCCUGCAGGACUAUGCAGCAUGAUCCCCUUUCUGGGAUGUCCCCUCCUUCCUAGCAGUGUUAGUGCAAGGAUCUCUGGCCUGGAGGGUACAUGACCCAUGAUAUCUCCUGUUCCUGCAGGAGCAGCAAAAUUGUUUAUUCCUUGGCUAGCACAAGGGUUGUAGGUUUUUGCCACCUACUGACAUGUUGUGGGAAUGUCUCAUCCUGCAAACUCCUGCAGGAAGGCUGAAUCGUGCACUGGCUCCAUGUGAUUUUGCAUGCAGCAUCCUCCGAGCAGCUUUCACAGGUGCCUCACGGGCAGGACUCCUCUGUCCCAGAGUGAGGGUGACAAUGAAAGAAAGCAGCUGGAGAAGUUGGUGCUUCCCUCCCCGCUCCAGCGAGCAGCGGAGCAGAGAGAGCACGGACUGGCCGCUCCAUCCAUUGAGGCCAAACCGGGGAGCUCUUUGAAAAGUAACCAAGGCCCUGGCUGUAUACUCACAACGCAGGUUUAGAGAACAAGCUGAUAAGCUGCCGUGUGUGUAAUGGGGCUCUCACAGCCAUCUCCAAUGAUAGCAGCAACCCCAUAAUACAGGAUACAUCCUUAACGGGGCAUAGGGAUGUUAGAAGCAUGCCUUUAACAUGUGCAAUAGAUACCCUUUAACAGCGGUCUGUGCACCUUGCUUGAGCGCUGCUUAAACAUCGUUUAAAUCCUGCUCUGAAGGCUGAAGUAAAGCAUGAACCUAAUAGUGCCAAAUCACUGCUCAGAGGGAAUCUCCACUUCCCCAAGGGAGCCAGGAGUGCAAAUUUGUGUCUCCUGCCAGAGGCUUGGAAUCAGGUAUCAUCUCUGCAGCAGCACUUUUGAUGGGGUUUUCCUCUUGUUAUGGGGUUUCAGUUAAGCUCAGCCGAGCCAGCUUCUCUCUGUGCUUAUCAAAUACACUCGCCUUCAGCUUCCCAAUGACUCAACCAAAAUACAAGUCUUUACAAAGUGUCCUCACUAUUAAGAGAAAUCUGUGCUGGUCCUGGGCAACCUUACAUCUGGGGACUCCUGCAGCUGCUCAGAGCUUCCCUCAUUUUGGUCCAUGCACGUUUCUCCUUCACUUCAGUCAGCAAUGGGGUUUGCUAACAUGCACCCUGAAGAACGGGAUAGAGCAAAAACCUUUAUGCACAGUUAGGUUGCUCAUCCACUUUUAAAUUUCCCUGUUAUUAGUAAGUCACUCUGAGACACAGGAGAUACUCGGGCUGGUAUCAGCUGGUAGUCCAGGCAGACUGGAAAUGACACAUUUAAUCAGAGCAGGUUUUAUGCAGAAUAUAUUUUUCUGGUAACAUCCAAAAUUACUUUAUUUAUUCAGUGCUCUGUUUAUAUGCCAGUUGGCAACUGUGUUUCAUUCCCAUUCUGUUUGGGACAAAGGACAGGAGAGAAAGAAUCGCUUUUACAGUUAAACCUUGCAGAAUACUGCUAUCGUUGAAUUUGCAGGGCCACAUGCCUGCCUCUUGCUAGUUGCCACUUGGUCCCAGUUACAACCACCACCCCAAAAAGAAUCAAAGUGCCUUGCAGGUUAUGCCCAUACUGCAGAAAAAGACCUGGAUUAAAAACCAGGCUGCCUUUCUAUUUAACACACCAAUCACCCCCUUCAGUUUAGACAAGCUGACCUAAAAAUACAGCCUUUUGCUACACAAAGGCUCCCUUGUGAGACUUAGUAGAGCAGAUUUUUUUUUUCUUACAGUGCUCCUCUGUCUUUAAGAAAGAUGCUCGCUAAACACAGUCUUCCAUCUCCUCUCAGUGCACAUAGACAAUAUGAGCAAACAGCCAGGGCCCAGCUUCACAACAGCCAAUAAAGGCUUGUUUGUGCACUAAGCUCCCCUUUGCUUACAUCGCUUUAUCCGAAGACCGUGAGCUCGCUUCUACUUCAGUAUGAAUGGAAUUGGUUUAAAAAAAAAAACAUGCUUAAAGCUUUUCUCCAUGUCAGAUAGAGAACUAGCAUGUGGUGCUGACGCAGCUCUAUAUGUUUUUCCCAGUCUGAAACUUAGACAGGUGGCUAUUUUUUGAGGAAAAUCUUUUGUAUGAAGGUCACUGCAAAAA